UCCCUUAUCAAUCCGUGUUUCUUCUUGUUACCAGCUAGCAACAAGCAGCAAAAGCGAAUCCUUUCGAGCUUGGUGAUUGCCAUGGCGCUGUGGGGCGGGCUGGGGCAGGCCACGACGGUGGCGCAGCUGGUUGGCGCGGACGUCGGCGGGCUAAUCUCCGUGAUCAUGAAGGCGGCGUUGACGGCUCAGCAGAACAAGGAGUGCGAGCAGCUCGCCCGCCGCGUCUUCAUGAUCGCCGAGCUGCUGCCGCACCUGCAGGACCCGGAGGUGAUGCGGCGGCCGGAGAUCCAGAGGCCGCUGGUCGGGCUCGACGACACGCUCCGGGAGGCCCACGAGCUUGUGAUUUCUUUUCAGGAGAAGAACGCGAUGCACCGGUUGGUAAUGGCAGGUCGACAGGCUGAGAAAUUCAGAGAAGUUCAGAGCAGGAUCGACUCGUUCCUCUUCGUCAUCCCCAUCAUCGGCUACAUCGGUGUUACCCGGCGCCUUGAUCGAAUAUACAGAGUUCUUCUUCCGAGUGACACGUCCGUGCCAUCUGCAUCUACAGGCUCCCGGACUCAUGAGCUGGCACACAUUUCUGCUUCAGCUAAAUGGACACCUUUGUCUGCGUUUGUCCAGGAGCUCGCAGAGGAGGCCGCUCAAGAGGUGGUAUUCCAUGGCGAAAAAGGCGAGAAAUUCACCUUUGCAGAGCUUGCGACGGCGACCAACAACUUUGCAUCUGACAGACUAAUCGGUCGAGGCGGCGUCGGCAAUGUGCACAUGGGAAGGCUUUCUGACGGGCGGGAGGUGGCCAUCAAGCAGUUUCACGAUGAUCUUUCCAUAUAUGCUAGUAAGUACGAUCCAUUUGUGACUCACUAUGAUCAUGACGAAUUUUAUCAGAGAUCUAUUGAGGAGUUCAAUACAGAGCACACCAUCCUCUCUCACAUCCGCCACAAGCACAUCAUCCGUCUCUUUGGCUGCUGCACGGAGCGCCAGUACAAGCGGAAGAUUAAGCUCUCCAUAUGGUGCUGGAAAAAGGAAGUUGUCCUCCUGCAGCCUAUGAAGCGUCUCCUCCUCGUCUUCGAGUACAUGAAGAACAGCUCGCUGGACAAACACCUCCAUGGCUCGUUGUCGUCGUCCUCGCCGGUGACGACGUCUUGGAGUAUGCGCUUGGAGAUACUGUUGGGCGUUUGUCGGGCCAUCGAUUACCUGCACACCCACCCUACGCGGCCGGUGAUCCAUCGUGACAUCAAGCCGUCUAACAUCCUGCUCGACUCCAACUGGGUCACGCGCUUGUCAGACUUCGGGUGUUCGAUCACCUGGGACGAUGAGACAGAGGGUAGUGAUUAUCCCAUGGCUGGCACUCUCGGAUACAUCGACCCGGAGUGCAUGAUAAUUACUAUGUACCCGAAGCCAACAUGCGGCAUUGUGAUGCUGGAGGUAUUGACUGGUCGAAGGCCAGUUGAUAAUGAUCAGGAGGGGAAUAAACAUUUAGUUCUUUUCGCGCUGCCACUGAUCGAGGCGGGGGAAGUAUGGGAGUUGCUGGACAGGCGCCUACUGGCGACGGAGCCAACGGCUAAGCAGCUCCAAGCGGCGGAACUAGUGGCACACACGGCAGCAAGCUGUGUGCAGCUUGAGGGGAAGGACCGGCCGGCCAUGUCGGAAGUCGUGGCCAAGCUCCAGGAGGCGGUUGAGCUCGUGAGUGGUAAUGAGUAGCCAGAAUGUGAAGAUCAAUCAUAACCGUACACUGUUGUUUGUUGCUUCUGUAUUCAAAUCGAAAUAAGUUUGUGGGUAGCUUAAUUUGGUGCUAUUAUAUUCUCAUCCGUCAAGGUGGUUCCUGGAUAUGUUGAGCUGGUUUGCUUUGAGACCUAAAUUUGGUUUACUAAUAUUUGCCAAUUUCAAUACUGUUUAGUGUUUAUUUGGUUUGAAGCCAAAUUUUAUCAUCCCUAAGAAAAUAAGCCAUUUUAAUAGUUAACUUAGGCUAUUUUAGCUUCAAUCCAAACCCAACCUUGCCUUCCCAAAAUUAGUCAUACCAAAACUUAUCAAAAUUUAGCAUUGCCAAAAAUUGGUAAAACCAAUUUAGGUCACAAACCAAACCAGACCGUACUGCUCCCUGCUGAAGGAUAUUGCCUUUUUUUUUUUUUUGGAGGGAAUGGCAUAUACUACUAUCUAUUUUGAAUUUA
This is a messenger RNA of Oryza sativa Japonica Group (Japanese rice), 2159 nucleotides long. NCBI's taxonomy places the organism in Eukaryota, Viridiplantae, Streptophyta, Magnoliopsida, Poales, Poaceae. The record is from RefSeq and is a predicted model, not a curated record.